AAUAUGGAUCAUGCCGUUACACCUAGUUUGCUUUUGGAUUAGAAUACUCUUCAUACUGAGGAGUCACUUGUUUUCUUUUCAAGGUCUUUACAGGUCUUGUCUCAGCAGGAUAAGGACAGGUGUUAACAUGAAAGGUUGAAUUUUACACACACCCUGAUACUAUAGAAUUUAAGCUGUAGUUCAAUCAUUACUUAUUUGUCAGUUUGCAAGUGUGCUUCUCCUUUUGUGACCUGCCACAAAUUUAUAUAUUUGUUUAUAUAAAAACAAACUAAGAUGAUGUUAUUGUACACGUACACAACCAUAAAUAUCAAAUACGUGUGACAUCCCUGUAACAUCCCUCCUGUGGAUUUGUUUACACCACAGAUCUUGGAUUGACCAGGUUUUGAUCGGAUAAUGCCAAUAGUUUUUUAUUUUUUUCUAGUAGCUAGUAUUUGUUUAUUUCAAUGCAGUACAUUACUUGGUUUGGGGCCUGCCAGUACUUGUGCAGCAGCAUUUAGCAUUUAAGCUUUCAGCAGACUACUUGGAACAAACCACUGAGGAAUUGUGUUAAAAUUAACAUUUCAGGACGAAACCCCAAGUAGUUCUGUAGCUCACUGGGUGCCUGGAGGAGACAUUAAGGGUGAGUCAACUGAAAUCAGAUAAGUCUGACACCAUUCAAGUGCAGUUGCUUUAUUAUAAAAGUCUGCUCCUGCCCCUGCGAUGGUAUGGUUUGAUCAGUGGUAUCAAAUGUGGUACUGAGAUCAAGCAGGACCUAAGUUGAUAUUCAUCUGUUAUCUGAGGCCAUGAGAAGGUCGUUGGUAACUUUAACCAGCGCUGUUUCUGCACCAUGAUGUAAUCUAAGUCCUGACUGAAAAUGUCUUCAAACAGACCAUUGCUGUGAAAAUACAACAUAACUGAUUUGCAACAGCUUUUUCUAGGGGAUCAAAGACAGGCUGCUUAAGAUUUCAGGGCCAGGAGUUUUUUUUUAAAGUAAGUUUAAAAAUAAACCGCUUAAGUACUUAACCAGUUAAGAGAGUGUAAUGGAAAAUGUGAGCUCUAGUGUACCUCAUUAUAUUUCAUAAGUUUAUGAACUUCAGUUAACAUUACUAAAAUGUAUAGUAUGGUUUGUGUGUUCUGUGUGUGUUUAGCUUAGUGUUUAGAUAUUUGCCAUGUCACUGUAUAAUACACAUCCAAAUAUACACCAUUUCAUGGGUAUGAUCUUUAUAAGAUAAAAAGGGUUCUAAACAGGAUUCUAUUGAGACAGUGCUGACUGUUUUUAUAGUUGACUAAUAAAGAAAAAUAAAAGAAUAAUUUGGUCCAUAAAAAAUAUUAAAAGUUCUUCUAACUAAAUAAAAAUGUUUUCUUAUUGAUGUUUGAUAUUAGUUUUUUAAGUAUUCAUAAUCCUUUGUUUUUACGAUGAAAAAAGAUUUUGUUCCUUCCCCGCAGAAGUCAGGAAGGAAAGGUUAUUUCCUGCCGAUUAAAAAGAAAACUGGAGAUAUACCAAAUAUUUAAACUUUUGUCUUGCAGUCAAACUGACACUGACAUUUGAGCUGUUAAACGUUUGAUUUGCAUUGAUAGUACAGUGAACCUGCCUAAAUAUAAAUAUGUUUAUAACUGUUCGCUUAACUGUUAAGAUUAAUAUUUUCUUAAGCCUUAAAAACUUAUUUUUUAGUGAUGUGCUUUUCUUUGUACAGUUCAGAGAAAAAAACACUAGAAAUUAGUUGUUAAUUAAAUGUAAAGCAUUUUGGGACAGAGCGAUUCCCUUUUGCUCUACUGUCAAGAGUAGCAGUUUUUGUGAAUUGUCUGCUCCUACAUCAUGACGCUCGGCCAGUGCGACCUUCACUUGGAUGAACUGCUCUGUAGAACCACUCCUGACUGUUGUGUAUGUUUUUAAAAAAAUGUUUAUAAAACAUGAUUCUACAUAUCAGAGGAAUGUAGUUAUAACCUCAUAUUAGAUUGGACCUGUGGUUUACAGUGCAGUCUCUAUCAUCUGUGAGACCUCAUACAGAACAUUGUCCAGCACUGUCUAUUAGAGCCGUAUGUGGUGAAGAGAAUUUAAGACCUUGUAGGUAUUACAAGGAAUCAGGCUUUACACUGCAAAAUUAUCCUUUUUAAUGAAAGUUAAAAUAUUUGUAUGUCUUUUUGCAUUUUGUCCUGUUCAUUGGUCCAAACGUCCAACAGUUUACAGCAUGAUUCAUCCACUGCAGCAGAGAAAGUAUGGGGCUUGGCUGGCUGAGAUGUAAAUUUUUCUUGGCAUUUUUCCCAAGAUACAAACACUCACCCUCUCUACCUCACCCUCCCUCCCUCUCUCUGUAAGUGUUGACACGACUGCUGACUUUCAGUCUCUCCUCUCUCUGUUUUCCUUCUUGGCAUCAGACAGAAAAGCAUGAAGGCAGAUGAGAUGUUUCUCUGGUCUGUUUUACCUUCUGCUUUUUCCACUGUCACUAUUACUGUAGAGUUUAUGAAAGACUGUGCAUUGUUAAGAAAUAAGAGUCUAUAGAACAUCACCUGGGAAUGUAUAAUAAUGUGUACUUUUUGGGUUUGAAUACAAUCGUAAGGAAUGCAGUUCAAAUCUGGUUAGCAGCUGCCUAGUUCCCUGUGUGUGAGUGCGUGUGUGAGCAGGAGCGCUAUGGAUCUGCAGUUGAAAAGAAGACAAACAUUACUGACCUCAUUUUGCUGUGGUUGUCUUUGUGCUUUUCCACGCCAUGAACAUACAUCCUACAGAAUGUUCCAGCAGUGUGAGGAGCCUCGUUUCACCAUCGAGCAGAUUGACCUCCUCCAGAGGCUACGGAGGACGGGAAUCACCCAGGCAGAGGUUCUGCAUGCGCUGGACACCCUGGACCACCUGGACUGUCGACAUGGACGCACGUUCCCUCGCAAGACGUCCUACACGCCACCUUCGUCUUCCUUGUCGUCUUCCAUGACCUCUUCUGCCACGCAGACAAACUUCCCAAGAAGUCACAUCUCAGUUUCCCCUAACAAUAACUUCGACAGCGCUUUGCCCCUGCCAGUCGCAGUGGCCUCACCAGUCAUCUUGACAACAGGUGCUCAGAAUGAUCUUGUCGCCGUUACCAAUGGGAAACUGUCUCCUCCUCGUUUUCCUCUCAGUGUGGUUGGUGGCACGGUGUCGGCACCAGGUUACGGGUAUGAGGCCAGUGAAGAGGACCUUGAUGUGGAUGAAAAGGUGGAGGACCUGAUGAGAAGGGACAGCUCUUUGAUCAAAGAGGAGAUUAAGUCCUUCCUUGCCAACCGACGGAUUUCUCAAGCUGUGGUCGCUCAGGUAACAGGGAUCAGUCAGAGCCGGAUUUCCCACUGGCUGCUACAACAAGGAUCAGACCUCAGUGAGCAGAAGAAACGAGCUUUCUUCCGCUGGUACCAGCUGGAGAAGUCCAACCCAGGUGCUACUCUGGCCAUGCGAGCUGCUCCACUGGCCCUGGACGACAUGAUUGACUGGCCACAAGCCCCACCAUCCUUCGGUGCCGCCACCGGGGGCUUCCGUCUGAGACGAGGGAGCAGAUUCACCUGGAGGAAGGAGUGUUUGGCUGUUAUGGAGAGUUAUUUCAGCGAUAAUCAGUAUCCUGACGAAUCCAGGAGAGAAGAGAUCGCCAACGCCUGCAACGCCGUCAUUCAGAAACCAGGAAAGAAGCUGUCUGAUCUGGAGAGAGUCACCUCUCUGAAGGUCUACAACUGGUUUGCCAACAGACGCAAGGACAUCAAGAGACGUGCUAACAUAGAAGCAGCCCUCUUAGAGAGUCAUGGCAUCGAAGUGCAGAGUCCAGGAGGUCAGUCAAACAGUGACGAGGUGGACGGAAACGACUUUCCUGAUCAGGCCUGUGAGAUGUCAUCAUUUGACAAGAGAGCAGCCAGACAGUUUGGUUUCAGCCGAGCUGACCUCUCUUCUCCGACACAGGUUCCUACGCUGCUGCCCAGCUGGUUUUCUGUCCUGGGCAGAGGAGCCUUAUCUGGACACAGGAGCUCUUCUAUGAUUGCCCGCUCGCUAAUGACAGGGGCGGUUCCACAGGCAGAAGGUUCCAGGUUGUCAGGUGUCUCCUGGUCUCCACCGUCUCCUUCCCUCCAGGAUGAACCCCCUAUUGUGCUGUCGGAGUCCCAGGAGAUGUUGGAGAAAACUGCCGCUGGUCAGGAAGACGGGGCAGGGAGCAGUGUGGGCAACGACAUCAAGACAGAAAAUCUGGAGGACGACUAAAAACUGAUGUCAUGAAAAUAACAGGUGUGUUAUUAUGCAAGCAGAUUAUAUAGGAAUGUAAGAAGUGAAAAAAAAAAGACCAAAAGUUGUACAAACGCAAACCCUGAAAUACCUCCCAACCCUACCUCCAACCGUCAACCUGCUCUGCCACACUCUGAAAGGCAUCACCAGUGUGUUGUACACUGAGGAUUAUAAUAACAAUAAGGUUUAGCUUUUACUUGUCCUCACCAGUGGACCGUUUAAAUGGCUCAAUAGUUACCUACUAUUUAAAUUAGGAGACGUGUUUGUCGGCUUCAAACGCUGCUUCUUCGGGAAUUUGACGUUAUGUCUGCUGAGUGACAGGAUGUGAUGCAUUUCACAGCAGGAAGACACUGUAUCAGACAUAGAAUUAAGGAAUCGUCAGGAUCUUGCACUGUGAUCCCAACACAACACAACAGCCUCAGAAAUCAAACAUGCAAAUCUACAUUUAUCCGCUAACUUUAAGAGAAUAACAGCUCAUCUUAUUAUCCAUUUACUUUAUACAUUUCUCUUGAGUGAGAGGAACAGCAGAAUAAGCUUUUUUUUUUUUAACAAAGUCAAAGUCACACCACAUUUGCAGUAACGGUUUCAACCCUUUUUAUACAACUAUAACAAGCUAAGUAUAUGGAAGCAAAGAGAGCAUGCAUUUAUUUCCAUUUCAUUUUGGAGCAUAUUUUAUAUAAAACAUAUAUAUUGUUUCGCCAGUUCUUGUUAAUAAUUCUUACUUUAUAGCCCCUGACAGAUCUUAACCGCGGGUGAUAGACACAUAGUGACAUAUUGUAUUCAUUAAUCGAAUUUCCUGGAAAGUGUUGUAAAAACCUCACCUAUAUGUACUGUAAAUGAUAACAGAUAACAUUCAGUAGUAAACUGUUAGCUUCAUGUCCCAGAUUAAAAAAAAAUACUGCCUCCUAGUGUCCAAAAAAAUAGUCCAAUUAAGUCUUUAAUUAAUCAGUUCAAUUUCUAAUAUUGCCUUUUUGUCCAUUACACUGUGCCAUUAGCUCUGACCUCAUAGGACACACGUUUGUUUUAGCUUGAUGUGUUUUUUUUAGUGCAGUUCUAGUGUUCUCUUUGUUUCCAUAUCGUUAACUCUAACAUUAAGAGUAAAAGUUGUAUACACAUGAAUAAACACAUAGGGAGAAACCUGCAUGUUGGUGUGACUAAUUUAAAAUCACUAGAUCUAAAGGUCCAGACUAAGGCUGUCUGUUAAAACUGUUAAAACCAAGAAUGAACCCCGUGUGAGUGUGUCUGAAGUAUUCAUCACAUGCUGAGGGCUCUUUAACUCAGACCUCUCUGCUCAUCAGCAAAAGAGACUGCCGCUACUUGUGGGUUGUGUUGCUGCUAGCAAGCAAGCUAAACAGCCCUUUUGGGCAAAACAAAAACACAUCAUCACCAAAGCUUCAAAAAAGCAUCACGUUUCAAUUUGUCACAACAGACCUAACAAUUCCAACAUAGUAAUAAAGAUAAAAUCUUUGUCUAAAAAUCUUAAUCAGGUAAAGAAACUAAUUGUGGAAUGGAUAUACAGUAUAGUCAAUUUUAUAUUAAAAUGUAAUUAACAAAAUGAACUAAUUUAUUAGUUCAAGAAUUCUACAGAACUCAAAUUAUAAUGCUUUUCCCAAGUAAUGUUAGCGGAUGAUAAAAUAAUCGUUAAAAAUAAAUCAAUCUUUUAAAAAGUUUUAACUAGUGACAGCCCUUAGUCCAGACGACCUUUAUUCAGCCUUUAUUCUGAUUUAGGUCUAAUGAGCUGAUUAACACUCAGGCAGAAUUAUCGAUCACUGUGAGAUCCAUCUAUUAUCAACACAAAUCUAUCAGCUACGAGGGAUUUAAUGGUUUAAUAACACUGUUCACACUGUAAAGUGAAUACAUAACCAGACUACAUAUGUAUACAUGUAUACAUACCUAUAUAUACAGUAUAUAUAUAUAUACACACACACACAAUGUAUGAUAUCAACUGUGAGGGAGUAUAUGUACCCUAAUCCUUAUCUAUUUGUAGUAUAUGAACAUAUUAGCUUCAAAUAUUGAGAAACAAAUUGUUGGCUAAACGUGAGUGAAGCUUCAGCCAAAGUGUUAGAUUUAAAGCGGUGUGUGUUUUCAGAGUGUAUGAUGAUUACUGAUAAGUGUGUGUGUGUGCGCGUGCGUGUGUGUAUUAGAGCUCAUGUUAAUCAAAGACUUAUCAGAUGUGUUGACCUAGUGCAAGAUAAAGGCCUCAUUUACCUUCAAAGGUAUAAUCUGUGUUUGUGUUCAAAACACAAACGUUUGUGUCUAAAAAAAAAUUUUUUUUUUUUUGACGACACUUUACUGAAUCAGUGGCAUGUUGCUCCUGCCCUGAGUCCCUGCAGUUUGUAUUGACCUCUGUGACUGUCACGCUGUCGUUUGCUCACCAAAGUAACUGCUCACGCAAAGUGAAUCUGCCUAGAUUUUCAUCAACAACCAGUCACAUUGUUAGGUGCAUAUUUCAGUACAGCCUUUGCAGAAGUCCUGUUUAUUUUAGUUACUGUAUCUCACCACAAGGAUGCUUUAAAAACAGGUUUCCAAAACCAAUGUUUUGUUUUCAUUCAGUCCUGGUUUUUCACAUCUGUUCUUGGCGAUCUGAUCAAAAAAUAAUACGUUUACUGUAGGUCUAAAUACCUACGAUUUUUCCCAAAAUGUGUUUUUAAACUGAACCGUUAAGGUCUCUUUGAAACAUGGUGUAGGGAGACACCAACAUUCAUCACCAGUUUUUCAAACAUUUAUUUAUUUGUUUUUGAAUAUAGAGCCAUUGGGUAAUUUCAGAUUUUUAUGAUUUUUCUCAGUGACAAUGAAUACCUUAGUAUUUUGGGAAUAAUUGUGAUAUUCUUGAGAUUUCUUGCUCUGAUGCUAGCUAGUGCUUCUUGUUAAAUGCACUCAUAUUGAUGCUGAUUGUAGGCAUCUUGGUUAGUAGUUUUUUUUGCAGGAUUUCUCAGACAUCAUAAAUGAAUGCCAUCAAAUUACGAUGAUUUUAAAUAAUGUUCAGUUCAAGUGCCUUAUUUAUAGACCCAGGAUCAACGUCUAAUGGACUUCUUCAAAGGCUGUACAUGUGCCAUGGCAGCACUUUCACUCAGUUGUUCAUCUGCACAGAUCCAGUUCAGGCUCCAGUUCUGUUCAGAACAUUGGUGCUCUCAAUAAACCAGCUUGUAUUCAAAUUUACUCCUGAAUUUCAUAAAAGAAACAAACAAACAAACAGAAAAUGAUUUUUUUAUAUAUAUUAAGGACAUCUUGUUGUGUUCUAGAUCAUUUAUGAUCCCAACCACCAAAAUCACAUAGAUCUGAUGACAAAUUUGUGAAAAAGAUUUUCAACAUUUUUUCCUGCACAGACCACAUGUAAGAAUAAUAAAUAAAUCCUGUUGUAAAAUUACAGAUCAUCAAACGGCAGAAUAAAACAGUUUUGGCCAUUUUUUAAAAUUAUGUCCAGAAAAUAUUUUUGCCAUUAUUAACAGCAUCAGACGUAGCCUUUUUUUUUUUUUUUGCACUAGACCCAAAUUGAUAUUGAAUAAAUGUCAAACGACAAAACUAAUGUAGCAUUGAUUUCCUUCAGGAACUCACUGCUGGAUCAGCAGAUUAAAUGAACCCAUUACUGAUGAUGGUGUGGUUACUGUGUGGAAAUCAAGUUCCUGUCCAAAUGUUUGUGGUUCUUUAUCGGUGUGAAUGCAGAUGUUGGUUUAUAAUUUGGUUCUGGACUAGAACAGUUCUGGAUCUGGGCAGUGUGCACUUUUCAACAGUAAAAUGGCUUUACUCUGCGCAUCACCUGGUGCUUAACAAGCUCAGCUCCUCGUCCAGAGUUAACAAGUCAACACAGAUACCUCACGGACAUCCCAUCACUCACUUUAGCUGCUGUAUAAGCUACACCCACAGGUCCCUCCACCGCUGCUGCUGCAGCAAUGUGAAAUCCCUGACUGGGAUAAAAAAAACAAACAAACUGCUGAUCAGUCCAGAGGAGACUGACUAAAAAGAGAAAAGUCCAUUUCCUUUAUGAAAAAUGAAAAGGGAAAUUCCCACCUAAGUCCGGCCGAUAUAAAUUUAGAUGCAAAAGGAAAAGUCCAAAAAUAGAUUUGUUCAUUAGCUCCAUCCUUGACAGUUGUCCACUGACUAAUAGUAAAACUGUUCUUUUCCUUCUCAUGUUCAUUGUUGGAUUUUACAUGUGUCUCCUUUUUGUGCGGCAGCAGAGCUGUCCUGUGUGCGUCUUUGCUCUAAGCUCUAAAUUGAAGAGGCCUCACGGUUCUUCUAGCUUCCUCAAAAUAUGAACAUAACUGUACAAUAUUUCACUGCGAGUUUUCCUUCCUACUCUGCCAAGCAGACGCCGUUUCAUUUCUCAAGUGAUUUUUAUUGAUUAAUUUAAGAGAAAGUGCUGGUGUGAGAUUAUUUGAGGAUUUUAAGUCAUUUAAGCCGCUGCCUCCAUGGUGAGACCAUGAAGUUGUACUUUGGAGUUCUGAUGAUGGUGCUUUUAUUAAAUGUUUGCUAUGGUUUUGUUAAUAAAUACUUGUAUUAAAAAAACACACAAGCAUUCAACCAAUGAGCCAGAGAUUAAAUUAGAGAAUGCAGGAAUUUCCUUCCGCUAAACCAACUGCAAAUUUGCUAAACAAUUAUCCUCUCUCUGUCACUCGUAACUGGCUGUAGAAGCACAUUUGGUGGUUUGUUCAACUGCAGGGUCACUGCCUCUGCAUGUACGUAUUCUAUAAAGGACAGGCCCCAAAGACACAAUGAUAGUAUUAAGGCAACGUCUUGGAGUUCAUUUCAAACUACAAAUACAUGUUAGUGCCAAAGGGUAUGAAAUGUGCAGUAUUAGGUUAGCUUAGCCAAGCCAGAAUAAUUUAAUACCACUGGAGGCACAAGUGUAGGUUUCUACUUUACGAAGUGCCUGUGCCCUGGUUUAAAAA
Molecule: messenger RNA, 9090 nt
Organism: Cynoglossus semilaevis (tongue sole)
Lineage: Eukaryota; Metazoa; Chordata; Actinopteri; Pleuronectiformes; Cynoglossidae
Product: homeobox-containing protein 1-like
Exons: 9
Coding region: 2609-4183 (524 amino acids)
Biological process (GO): positive regulation of DNA-templated transcription
Cellular component (GO): nucleus
Molecular function (GO): double-stranded telomeric DNA binding
Source: RefSeq, a predicted model, not a curated record